Molecule: messenger RNA, 776 nt
Organism: Sphaeroforma arctica JP610
Lineage: Eukaryota; Ichthyosporea; Ichthyophonida
Exons: 4
Biological process (GO): mismatch repair
Cellular component (GO): MutLalpha complex
Molecular function (GO): ATP-dependent DNA damage sensor activity; ATP hydrolysis activity
Source: RefSeq, a predicted model, not a curated record
AUUAGUAUUUGAGGAUUACACUGAGUGAAAUCGUCGCCUAACCUCUGCCGUCUGGGUGAUUACAUUGAGUGAAAUCGUCUUCUAUAACCUCUGCCGUCUGAGUGAAAGUGACACUGGAAUUCAAUAGGAAUGAGGUGCUAGCGGCCAUUGGCGUCAAUUCGUAUGUCAAUGCUUAGGGAGGCUGAUACUCUUCCGUUCAGCUUUGUUAAUGUUCAAAGGUUUUCUAGUUUCUGAUAUUGUGUGAGUGUACGAAGAGGUUGGGAACGAUAAUAAUCGUAGUGGAGUGGAAUCUACGAGGACAUUGCUCACUAGUAUGAAAUAAUCCCGUGGUUGAACGUUGGAGGUAUUGCCGUCCACAAUGAUAUGAGGAGAAGGACAACAAUUCCGGCAGCUGGCGCGAUUAUAGUGAGAUAGCAGCUAUCGUGCUUAGUGCUAAGGAAACAAUGUCCAAUACAAUCAAAGCCAUAGACAAGCAGUCUGUGCAUCGAAUAUGUUCAGGUCAGGUAGUGGUGUCGUUGGCUGUCGCGGUGAAAGAGCUGAUAGAAAAUGCUAUAGACGCCGGUGCUACACUGAUAGAAAUCAAGCUAAAAAAUUAUGGACUGGAAGUUAUGGAGGUCAGUGAUAACGGUCUAGGGGUUGCACCCGCCAACUAUGAGUCACUGACUCUAAAACACCACACCUCUAAAAUCAGCGAUUUCGACGAUUUGGCCGUGAUCGAAUCGUUUGGCUUUAGAGGAGAAGCUCUCAGUUCUUUGUGUGCACUUGGCAAGGUAUCC